Messenger RNA from Austrofundulus limnaeus, 924 nucleotides. Its product is annotated as apoptosis regulator BAX. Gene Ontology annotation, biological process: extrinsic apoptotic signaling pathway in absence of ligand; release of cytochrome c from mitochondria; mitochondrial fusion. Gene Ontology annotation, cellular component: mitochondrial outer membrane. The record is from RefSeq and is a predicted model, not a curated record. The transcript has 6 exons. Gene Ontology annotation, molecular function: BH domain binding; channel activity. The coding region runs from base 24 to 602 and encodes 192 amino acids. Lineage: Eukaryota; Metazoa; Chordata; Actinopteri; Cyprinodontiformes; Rivulidae.
GGAAAUAGAAAAUAAAACUCAAGAUGGCAUCUGGGGGAGAUGGAGAUCAAGGUUGUGGAAAUAUCACAGAUCAGAUCCUGGACCUGGGAAUUAGGCUGUUAAAAGAUUUUAUCUACAACUGGAUUCAGCGACAUGUGAAUUCCAUCACACUGACCAGAGAAGACCUGGGUGCAGAGGAGCUGCACGAACCAAAACACAAGAAGGUCGCUCAUGGCAUGCAGAUAAUUGCAGAUGAGCUGGACAACGAUGCAGGACUUCAAACAACUAUAAAUGACUCUUCAAUCAAGCCUUCAGUGGAAGUGUUUGAAAGAAUUGCCCGUUUGAUCUUUGAAGAUGGAAAAUUCAACUGGGGCAGAGUGGUUACGUUUUUUUACUUUGUCUGCAAACUUGUCAUCCAAGCUUAUAAACCCCGAAUUCUUGAAAUCAUCAGAACCAUAAUCAACUGGGCCAUCGACUUCCUCCGAGAACAUUUGAUCAACUGGAUUAAAGAGCAAGGUGGCUGGGAGGGUAUUCUUUCCUACUUUGGCACCCCGACGUGGCAGACAGUGUGCGUUUUCCUAGCUGGGAUUUUCACCGCUUUCGUAAUCAUACGUAAGAAGUGAUGUGAAGAACAGGCAGGAGAAAGAUGGGAAAUGCCACUACUGAUGGAGGGGGAGCAACAAAAGAAGAGGCUGAGAGUCUCAAUAGGAAGAGGGUGAAUAAGAUGAGCUCAAGUUGGAUAACUGCUUUUUUUGUGUCCCACUUAAGUGUGAGACUGGAAAUUUUGGGGAUUUUUUUUAUUUUUUACCCACGACACAAACUGGUUUUUUUUUUAAAAAAGAAACCCAGUUAAUUAAUGCACUUAUCCCCAUGAAUAUACUGCUUGAGUUUACAGUAUUUAAGAGUGACACUUAGAGUGCCACAUUAAAGGAGACAUAUCCUGCC